This is a messenger RNA of Megachile rotundata (alfalfa leafcutting bee), 7005 nucleotides long. RefSeq names its product Phospholipase A2 group III. Gene Ontology annotation, biological process: phospholipid metabolic process; arachidonate secretion. The record is from RefSeq and is a predicted model, not a curated record. NCBI's taxonomy places the organism in Eukaryota, Metazoa, Arthropoda, Insecta, Hymenoptera, Megachilidae. Gene Ontology annotation, molecular function: A2-type glycerophospholipase activity.
CUUCUGCAGUUAGGUGUCUGCUACUUGUAAUUCUAGCAUCAAAUCUAGGUCAAAUACAAUAUAGAAUAUCCUAUAUUGUAUAUAAGAAAUCAAGUAACAUAUCUUUUUCAUCGUUUCAGGAUUGACAUCCUUCAUAAAUACCUGCAGACAAUACAGAUUGUGUAUCUACGUUUUUAUUUCUGUAAUCUGUUUUAGAUGAAAAAUUCGUGGAAUCAUGACCCACAAAAGGAAAAGUCGUGUAUGCCAGUAAUAAAGAUGUCAGCCUAUGAAGUGCAAGCCUCGGACAGAGAGGCAUGGAUGCGGGUAUAAUAUUUAAGCGAAUAAGAAUAUCCAGUUGAAUGUGGCCAUUUGUUUGCGUCCUUUGCUUGUACAGCAUUUUGCGUUAACGGAUCAAACAGUGCUUUUAUUAUUCUUAACCAAUCUCAUUCGUAAAGUUCUUGUCGAUAAUUCCUUUUGAAUAACCGACUGUUCUGCCAUUUUUAGUGUUCGAUAAGGUCUUCUCGGAUAAAGAAAUUGAAAGACGUUUAUUCUCGGAAAAUGAACUAUCGAUAAAUAUCUAUCGAGGUGGAGUUACUCUAUCUAGUUCCUUCAACGUAGAAGAGGAUGACUUUAUUGAUAUUUUGUUAAGAAACUUCUCAGAAAAUGCUAUGUCAUAAAUACUAUGUUUAAAUAGAUUUUAAAAGUUUAUUAGAAGCAAAACUCUUCAUCAACUGCGCAGGAUCAGUACAAGAUCAUCACAGUCCAAUUUCCGACCAAUGAUUUACGACACCCUUCGAACUGUGCAAGCUUGAACAAACAGUUACCAUGUUCGAUACCCGAAGUUUAAUUAUCCCUGAAGAAAGAAGCAGCAGUUAAUCGACUGAUAAUUUAUUCUCCACGAACGAUGAAGAACUUCAUACGUUGCAGCUGGUUCGAUUAAAAAUCAUGGCGCCUAUAAAUUUGAUGGUGGGAUCAGAAACUCCUUUUACAAAGGCAUAACCGAUUCAACGACCUCACUUCGUUAAUAUAAUCCACAAAGGAGCAAAAAGAAGCUGUUGGUAAAGGAAUGUCAACGUCGUGAAUAUGAACGGAGCAGAAUGGCAGAAACUAUAACAACGAGACGAUCCGCAAAUAAAGUGGACCCGAACGAAAUCUGCAAACACGAACCAGGCAAAACGGGCCGCUCCAUUAAUAUUCUGCCGCAGGAUCCGGGCAAGGAACAUACGGUUUACCAAGUCUCCCUUUCCCCCCGUUCGAAGCUAUAAAAAUUAAUUAGCUCCUGAAAGGAGAGGUCUAGAAGCUUGUACCUUCAUCGAAACGAGCGGGAGACCGGCGACGUGUAGAAAUAAUCAUGGACCGAACACUUGACUCGGAAUGGAAGUUAGCCUCUUGUCAUGGAUCUCCAAUGGAUGAUAGAUACCGGACCCGAUGCUCCUUACGUUCUUACAAGGUGGUGUAAGAGAUUGGAACUGGAAUUAAUUACUUCUUGUAACGUGGCUAUGACCCGUGAAGAUAUAACGAGCCAUUCGAAAAUAUUUACUAUUUAAAGAGUGAAAUUCCAGCGCGUGAAAUUAUGGCUCGUAGAAUUACAGCCCAUACGAUAACAAAACAAUGCACGAGGAUAAAAUGUUUAUUCUUGCGUUUCUAUAACACAUUGCCAUACACAUCCUAAUCACAGUUUAGUAUGAACGUAAAAGAGACCGGUUAGAAAAUGAAAACGUGUUUCGAAGCGUUAUUAUACAAGGCAAGGAGAAUUCGAUUAUGGCCAGUAUCCACAAAUUGCCUUCUAGUUAGCCGGAGUAUCUUGCGGUCGAACUAUCGCGAGAUAAUUACACUUCAGCCGCAAUAAUAGCAAGUUAGUUAUAGACCAAGGAUCUUGGUAGAGAACUACGAGACGGUUGAUCGAGCACAUUCGCGCGGGGACCGGUCACGUCCUAAUGUCACCGUUUUCUUCUGGAAAAGGCAAACUUUGCUUCAUCGAGUGUUUGACGAACCCAUCGAACGUCAACGGAGCUAAUGUUAAACCUGCUUCCGCUUCUUUCUUAUCGUUUGUUUUUCAAUGGAUCUUUUUCUCCAAGUUAUUUGGAAAGCUGGAACUACGAGAAGGGUGAUCGAUUAACCGGAUUUUUUUUAAACAGAUGCUAGUAAACUUUCAAGAUUCCAAAGGUGUUGAUAAAAGUUAACCCAUUGAACGUUCAGGCGUUCGAGCUGGAGUACUCUUCACCAUCGGAACAAUAAAACCAAUCGUGAGAGAGCGAAACUACUCUAGCAACCGUCCUUCAGAUUGCCGGACGAAGGUGCAGCUCCAUAAUCGUUCAGAAACUUGUAUCGGAGGGUGUCGAGUGCCCAUUAUUAAAUGGCACUUGUUAUAAAACAAAGAUAAAGUUCAGAAUGAUCGGAGGAAGUCCGAGAAAAGGCAGGCAAUAAAAAGAUGAAUGACUACCGCGUCGUAAACACUCGAAGGACCUUAUAACUCAGGUGGGGGCCUCACAAGUGAAACGCAUUAAUAGGACCAAGAGGUGGGAGUCGGGAAAAAAGGGGUACCAGGACGAUUUUGAAGAUUUAUGCUCAUCCAUCGGCAGCUGUUGAGUGGCCUCCUCGAGGAACGAGAUCACCCGGGACGGAAAUUAAUUGGCGGGACGAAGAAGUGGCAGUGAAAAGCCGUCACUGGUUUCCAGCCAUUGUACUCGUCGUGGUUAUGACUCGGUGGUGCCGUAGGACAGGGUCGAGGAAGAAAGAAAGACGAAGAGAGAGGGGUCUAGUCGAGGCGAGAGUCCGUAAGUAAAAAGAUGGAAAGAUACGAUAAGGAAUUUGUAAUAAAACAGCCACGAUGGCAGAGGAAGAAGUAAGGAACGACGAGAUUUCUAGCUAAAGGAUUUUUGCAGUAGAAAAAAUUGAAAAGCUGCGCUAAUUCACUCGGCAAUGCCUCGGCUGCACGUUGGAACGAAAGUUUAUCACGGGACUCUCGCGAGAAACGACCUUUGGCUAGCCGCCAAUCGCGGCACGAUCUUCCGGGGGCUCAUGGCCAAUGACGAGGACCACUCUUGUCGCACGGACUUGCAUAAUUUAUUAUCGAAGAACUUUUCGCCGAUUUCAAACGUCGAAUGCCUGCGCUCCGUUACGAAAAAUUCGCAGCCUGGCCAACGAUUAAACGCUGACCUUGCACGCUCCGUUUGCUUACGUGGAUCGUUAUUCGAUCAUCGAACGAUUCUUCAACGUGUCAUUGCACUUGACGCGUGCACCUGAUUCCAUACGGGAAUUUUCUGAAGGUUGCUGCUGCAGAAGUUACGUCUCUCUUCGAUUAAUUAACCCGAUAUUAAUGUCGUGAAAUGUGGUAAUUAUGGAUCCGGAAUAAGUAUGACACUGCAACACUGAAAACACUUCAGUUAACAUCACGUGUGUCCACGUUAUCGAUUCUAUGGUCGUUGACGAUCUGCAAUGACGGGAAGGGGCGAGUGGCGUGAUUGCACGUCAUACAUAUAACACGUAGUAAUCUAAUGUUUGGAUAUACAAGGUGCAGUAAUCGUAAUACUGCACAACGAUUAAUGCGAUCUAAUCGUUGAAAAUGCAAGCUAAUGGCCAUGCGAUGGCGAUAUAACGCAUAUCCUGUAGAAGCCGUUAGCGUACGAACUUGACGAUAAGUCCGCGGACUGUUCGCGAUCUUCAGCCUCGAGGAGAGACGAGGGUACCGUGUUCGCGCGCCCUCCGAACGAGACGCGGGUGACGCAGGGUGAUGGAUGCACCGGCAUUUACCAAAGUCGCGAGAGUCGCCUAGACGAUAGAAGGAUCAGGGUGUAAAAAAACAGCGACUGCGGGAGGAAGGACAAAAGAAAGAGAAACGCGAGGGAGGCGAAGGCGGAGAGGCAGAAAAAGCAGAGACGGUUGAUCCAAAGACGAGCAUGCAGGGGAAGAGGAAGAGAAAUGUAGGAAAAAGGAAGGGAAAGAGAGGUGCGCGGAAUUCAGAAGCGGAAAGAGGGAUGAAAAAAAGGGGAAAGAGAGAAAGAUAGAGACAAAGAGGAAGAGAGAGAGAAUGCGAGGAUUAGAUCUCAGGGUGAGUGGGUAGGAUUGGAUUUGGCAGAGAGGCGGCUCUCUGUUGGUGGUUGAAGGUGCAGCAGGAAGAAGGAGGAAAGGGGAGGCAAGAGACUUUGGUUGGUGUCCGAAUGGAGGUGGUGGGGUUGCGGAUGGGAAACGCACCGACGAAGGGAGAGCACCGGAGAAGGAGACGUAAGUGACAGAAUAGCUGCUGGUGUAGGUGAACUGGACAACCACCAGAACCUUUCUCUCUCGCUCUCUCUCUCGCUUUCUCUGCCAGUAUUUAAGGGAGAGUCGCGAGCGUAGCGCGCCAGUUACUACGGCCGAUUGCCUCCACGAGGUGUUCAUGACACUCUAGGAGAACCAACGUGUACAGAGUCCGAAAGAAAGGGCGCGAAAGACCGUCUUCACCCACGUGCUUCAAUUUUUACCAAAUUUUUCUCUCUUUUUAUCGUGUUCCUACGUAGAAAAUUAAUCAGUGAGAACACAGUUCCUUGGGACCGAAACUUCCAAACGCGGACAUUUAAUUUUACAUAUUUCUAGCAAAGUGCUAAGUGUUAAGGGAAACCGUGAAUCGUUGAACAUGAAUCAUAGUGCUCUUUCCGAAGAAACGAGAGGUUCACGGAAGUGCACGAUUUAUGGAAGAGUUUGAAUACGAGAAACAUUUCGGAUCUUUGCUGGACCGUGCAGAUGAGGGUGCUACGAAGGGAAAGAAGACGAAUCGUUUGGAUCCGGUACUCGAUGCUGCUGGUAUUGGGGUUGCUCCUGGUGCUGUCGGAUGCCAGAGCUCUUCAUCAACAAUCGAACGUCCUCCAGUUCUCAAACUCCUCCUUAGAAAUCAGCAGGACCUCUAAUCGUGGCAUCUCGGUCACCAGGAUCUUAAAGGACGGUGAACUCGAGCGGAUCGUUCGUUUGCCUGGAAUCUGCGCCAAGGAGACCAUUCUCAAUUGGGGAGGUACGGAGGUGGCACUGAGGCAAGUGUGGCUGCAGGAGACCAGGAAGUUGCAGCUGAUAUACGAAGCCGGUAGCUUGACCGACUGUUUGGACGAAAAAAUUGAGAACGACGACGAGUCCUGCUCGUCGAGCGCGUAUGACUACGAUGACGAUGCGUCCAUCGAGAUGUUCGACAUGGAUUCGAUUCCUCAGGGUCUCUCCUGGCUCUCCUCCGCCUCCGAGAUGCGACAUCGGUGCGCUCACGUGAGGAACAGGGCGAGAAACCAGCUCAUUGCUCAACAUCGUCACAGAAAGUUCGUGAAGCUCUUAAACGGAACCAGCAGCCACAGAAGCCAAAGAAGAGGAAAGAGCCGUUCCCGAAGGGACCUGCUGAUGAUUCCGGGGACACAAUGGUGCGGACGCGGUCAUCGGGCCACCAAAUACACGAACCUAGGAGGUUUCGGUCGAGCAGAUGCUUGCUGUCGCAGACACGAUACGGCGUGUCCUUUCUUCAUACCAGCCUUCGAGACGCGUUACGGCCUUUUCAAUUGGGGCAUCUCGAGCAUGAUGCACUGUGCCUGCGACGAACGCUUUCGAACGUGUUUGAAGAUGGCUGGUACGUCGUCGGCUAACUUUAUCGGGAAGAUCUUCUUCGAUGUUUUGAAGACGAAGUGCUUCGUACUGAAGCCGCAGAAAACGUGCACGAAAUGGUCCUGGACGGGCAAGUGCCAGCAUCACGAGUAUCGGAAACAGGCUCACGUUCGCGACAAUGUUCCUUAUUAAUGCUAAAAAAUCGUUCUAAUUUUAUUUUCCAAGAAUUUUCAUCUAUUGUGCGUAUUUAAUAUUUAGCAGAAUUAUUUAUGUUAAAGAUCCCCAUGAAAUGGGUGACGAUGGAAAUUCGUUGCGGGAGUAUGGCUGACGUCAAAGUGUUAAUUAUGUGAAGCCCUGGGAUAACAGAGAGGUAGAAUAUACUUCUUCUAGAGAUGUCAAUUCCUAUUCUCAGGGAUGUAAUAGUUUAUCGAGUGUUCGACUACUUCGGACGAAUGGUCGAAAUCAUCCUGCUCAUCUAAUCCCACAAAUGACAAUACACGAGAUAAACUCGUAAUGGAUAAGGUAGACUUUUUGUAAAUUCCGUUCGUGAAUCUGAUUUAAUUCCUGUGUUCAAUUUGCAAUGAAAUGUAUAGUUGUUCAGUUUUCUUGGAUUUCAAACGAAAUUCAGUGAAAUUCGUCAAUGAGAUAGACAGGGUAUAAUUUCUAAUAUAUAUAUAUAUAUACGCUACGUAGUCGUCAUCGUCCUAAAAGAUGCCAAAUUAUAGUGUAGAUAAAUUAUGGCGAGAUUGUACAUAUCAAGCAGUUAUAAUUUUUCAAGCAUGAGAAAGUUAGACAGCAUGAAAUGGAUAGCUUAGACGAUUCGAGGAUUAAGAACACGAGUCAAUUUUUUUUGUCUAGGUACUUAUCGCUCAUUUUUAAUCUACUGUACUAUACAAGCGAAACAUAUGCGUUAUACCGAGAUGUAUAUUUCGAAAUUCCUUGAAUCUUUAGAUCUCUAUAUCCUUGUAUUCCUAUCUUCCUAGUAUGUGGUAAAAUUCGUUUCGUGUUAAUUGUAUUUGUACACGUAUUGGGUAUGUUUGUAUUUAUGUAUGAAUGAGGUACAUUCUUAGGAUAUGUAAAAUGCCGAAUACUUAUUGUUAGAUAGAUAUCAGUAUGGCUAAAAAGUGAUAUUUCAAGAAAUUACGAAUAAAUAUAACAAACUUUUCAAAUGAGAUUCACAGGACCUCUCAACUAUUAUCAAAGCAUUAUCAUAGUUAGUUUGUAUUAUUAUAGAAUUAGGUUACAUAAUGUUUCUAUACAAGUCGAUUAACGUUGAAUAGUAUCAAUUAUAAAGUUACAUGUAUAUUGUAUAAAUGGAAAUAACGCACAGAUCUUGCAAACUAUUAAGAAACUAACUAAUAGAUUUAUCAGUGUAAAUAUGUAUAAUAGGAGCCCAGUACUAUCAUCUUUAAUAAAAUAUACAACGUAUUAUAAAAAUAAUUGCAAUAAAGUCUUAUGAAGGAACAUGAA